Messenger RNA from Magallana angulata, 802 nucleotides. RefSeq lists its product as uncharacterized. The coding region runs from base 88 to 537 and encodes 149 amino acids. The record is from RefSeq and is a predicted model, not a curated record. Lineage: Eukaryota; Metazoa; Mollusca; Bivalvia; Ostreida; Ostreidae. The transcript has 3 exons.
GUAACUUGUGGCACACCAGCUGACUCGACAACAACACCGCUUGUUUUUACAGUUACUACUUCAUCUACUUUAGAGUAUAAAUUUCCAAUGCAGAGCAACAUGGGUGUUAUUGCAUUGUCUGCAACUGGAGGAAUCGUUUUACUUGUCUCUAUUGUAGUGUCCAGCUUUGUCAUGCUUAGAAGAAAGAAUCGACAAAAUAAAGCUAAAUCUCCGGAGGUGGACGCAUCGCUUUCGUAUAUGGUUUUGGACAGCAGAAAUAAACUAUCAGACAACCACUUAUACGCCACCUGUCAAACUGUAGAGGAAGUGGAGUUAUAUGUUACAUCAAAACAGAACCAAGAAACUGUUUCAUCACAGCAUACAGCUUUAAACACUAUGCAUAGAAUCGGCCCAGACUCUGACGUGCUAUUGAGUGAAAAGCCUGUAGAUCGGGAUACAUCGUCAAUGUGCUUGUAUGAAGUUCCUUACACCAACAGUAUGAAUCACGGAUUCAUCACCAAUGCCCCUUUAUGCAUUUCCAAACAACAGUUUCAUUAAACGUGGCCCAUUGCCAACGGUUAUGAAUGCUGCCAUUGAUGUGUCCAUAAAGUCAAAACCAGAGAAGUGAAUGAUCACUAAUACAACUGUGCAAAAAAAGUCCGCCUUAUACUUAUAUUAGUAGAAAAAUUCAACAAUACGCGACGUCCAUAUACAAACUUAUUCCAUAUUACUAAAUAAAACAUUUAAGGGAUUAAUUAUGUCAAAACUAAGAAUAGAUAUACAAAACACUCAUGAAACAAGUUUGCAUAUAUACUUAUAUCAU